AUGACCAUGGCUGCAACUAUCACCGUCACUGCUUUCAGUGGAAGUGAGAAUUCAUCUGUAACAAAUUCACCGAGCUCGACCACAGCCUCCUUCACUGAAAACUACUUAUACUAUGAUUACCCGGAAGAAGGCUUUGGGAGUUGUGUGUAUGAGCGUCAUGGAGCCAGUUUCCUUUCAGCUCUUUACAGCAUUUUCUUCCUCUUCGGCCUUGUUGGUAACACUCUGGUCAUCUGGGUCAUUGCCUGCAGAGUGCGACUUCGCAGCAUGACCGACGUGUGCCUUUUAAACUUGGCUAUUGCCGACCUUCUGCUGGUGUCUUCCCUUCCCUUUCUGGCCCACCAAGCCCAUGACCAGUGGCUGUUCGGAGAUGCCAUGUGCAAAGUGAUCUUGGGCAUUUAUCACAUCGUGUUUUACUGUGGAAUCUUUUUCAUCAUUCUGAUGAGCCUUGACCGAUACUUGGCCAUAGUUCACGCCGUUUACGCCCUGAAAGCACGGACGCGGUCUGUUGGGCUGAUUGCAGUUGCUGUUGUAUGGGUAGCUGGAUUUCUUGCCUCUUUCCCAGACCUGAUCUAUUUCAAACAACAGCCUGGUGCUAAUAAUAUGACUCAGUUCUGCUUUGCUGUAUAUCCUGCUUCAGAUGAUCGCAGUGUUUCCAACUCGCACUUUUGGAGAGUCUUCAGCCUUUUUAAAAUGAACUUCUUUGGUCUAAUUGUCCCGGCUAUCGUCAUGGGUUUCUGCUACUCCAAGAUUGUCUGGAGGCUGUUGCACAGCCACUCAUCCAAGAAACAGGCCAUCCGUUUAGUUAUCAUAGUGGUAGCUGUAUUCUUUUGCUGCUGGGUCCCCUAUAAUGUUGCAUCGUUCUUCAAAGCACUGGAGUUACUGCAUGUCUAUACAGCAUGCGAUAGCAGCAAAGCCAUCAGACUGACUUUAGAAGUAACGGAGGCCAUUGCGUACUCCCACAGCUGCCUCAACCCCAUCCUCUAUGUGUUUGUUGGGGAGAAGUUCAGGCAGCACCUGAUAAGGUUGAUAAACAGGGCUCCCUGCAGACUGUGCCAGGUGAUCAAGGUCUUCUUACCCCAGGAUAGAUUAGCCAGGUCGAGCUACUCACAAACCACCAGCCUGGAUGAGAGAUCCUCUGCUGUAUAAAGUGUUUAUAUUCAGGAUGUGAUGCUUAAUGCAUUUGCAUGCUUGCAUAUGAAAUGAGGAUAUUCCCUGUAAAGUAUUAUAUUAUAUUUUUGUAUAGGCUAUUAAGAGACACUGAAGUUAUAUUUAAGUCUCAGUUAACAGAACGGGAAGGUUUCAAUUUUGGCACUUUAGGUUUGGGAAAGACAAACGUAAGCCAUUUAGUUGUGUAUAAGAAUAUAGAAAAAUGCCUCGACUAUGAAUUAAAUCAAAAGGAAAAAAAGGAAAA
Molecule: messenger RNA, 1411 nt
Organism: Solea solea (common sole)
Lineage: Eukaryota; Metazoa; Chordata; Actinopteri; Pleuronectiformes; Soleidae
Product: C-C chemokine receptor type 8-like
Exons: 2
Coding region: 1-1146 (381 amino acids)
Biological process (GO): chemotaxis; G protein-coupled receptor signaling pathway; immune response
Cellular component (GO): membrane
Molecular function (GO): chemokine receptor activity
Source: RefSeq, a predicted model, not a curated record